AUGGCUAAUGAGCACACUGUACGUCGAGGAUUUGAGAAGAUCCUGUCUGGUGACUUUACUCUUGAAUAUCAGUCCCGUCGCAUACAUGAGACGAAGUUGGGUAAUGAUGCGCUGGAAACUGUAGUGGAAGCGAAUACAUCUCAAACUACACGUGAAUUAGCAGCAAGCUUUCGAUUCCAACAGAAUCUUUGGUAUGCCAGGCGAAGUGCUCAGAGUUUGACUUCGAUUAUUUUAAUAGUAAAAUCUAAUCCGACGCACGAGGAUGAAAAACGAUUGAAAGACAACCUGCUGUUGAAUUACAGAAAAGAUAUAAGACCUGUUAUUGAUUUGUUUACUUCUGUCGAUAUAUAUACUGAUUUGGAUCUUCAUACACUCUAUGAUUUGGACUUUGUAAAUAACAUACUCAAGGCUCGGUAUAUGAUUGGGUCAUAUUGGACCGACGCAUAUCUAAUCUGGAAACCAUCAGAAUAUAACAAUAUUACAGAAAUAAAUUUACCAAGACAGGAAAUAUGGACCCCAUCUCUUAUAAUGUGUAAUUCAGUGAAUGAACCAGAUGAUACGAAUAUCAAUCAAGAAACCAAGAUUUAUUAUGAUGGAACUGUCGAGAUGUGGUCACUUAAGUACAUAGAGACCUAUUGCCAAGUGAACGCUUAUACGUAUCCAUUUGAUGAGCAUAAGUGCGAAAUACAUAUAUGCGUUGCUGUACAAUCUAUUCGUCAAACGAGAAUACAAAAAAUGUAUUACAAGAAUCUAAAUGUUACAGAAAACUACAAGUGGGAUAUCAAUAUGUUUGGAGUGGUAUUUCAAGAAAAUGAUGCGGGCAGUCAGGCAUCUGCGGUGAUGUAUCUACGACGCAAACCUACAGUAGGAAUCAUAGCUAUGCUGAUUCCGACUGUAAUGAUGACUGUUUUAACCAUUUUUGUAUUUGUUCUGCCGCCUGAAUCAGGAGAGAAAGUUUCUCUAGCUACGACAAUAUUUUUAUCAAACGUUUUGUAUCUUGUUGAAAUCGAUAAGAAUACACCGAAAAAUUCGAAAUAUCCGUCACUUCUCAUGUUAUAUUUAAUGUUAUUGUCAAUGUUAAGUGGUAUGGUCACACUUGGAUCGGUGGUUAUAAGCAAGUUGUAUGUUAAUCGGUCAUCCCGAGAAAAGAAAUCGACAGACCGAAAGAAAAACAAAUCUCAAAGUAACAACAUUGCAGAUAUUUCAAUAAUUUCCAUGGUAAAAUCUGAAUCUCUUGAAGGGGAACUUCAAAGUAAGAAAAAGAGAAAUUGUAUCUCCGACUACAUAAGACUGGAUGCCAUAUUCUUAAAAAUUGGGAUUGUUAUAUCGAUUAUAAUUUCAAUAUUAUUUACCACUUUGCUAUUUACACCAAUGGAGUAA
This is a messenger RNA of Octopus bimaculoides (California two-spot octopus), 1380 nucleotides long. Its product is annotated as chemotactile receptor for terpenes 1 pseudogene. The record is from RefSeq and is a predicted model, not a curated record. Lineage: Eukaryota; Metazoa; Mollusca; Cephalopoda; Octopoda; Octopodidae.